AGGCCUUGUUUACCGAACACCUUGAAUGAAAGUCGUCUGCGUUUGUCAAUCGUCAUGGAUCAAUUUUGACUUCCACAAACCGAACGUUUCUACUUUCUACUUCAGAUUAUAAAAUCUAUUAUCAAGUCUAGGUCGUACUGUAGAAUGAGUAAACACAAUAAUAGCGCGACAUCACGUUUGAAACAGGACUAUUUACGUUUGAAAAAGGACCCUAUUCCUUAUGUUGUUGCAGAACCCUUACCGUCAAACAUUUUAGAGUGGCAUUAUGUCGUAAGCGGUCCUGAAAAUUCGCCUUACGAAGGAGGAUACUAUCACGGAAAACUCUUGUUCCCCGCUGAAUUUCCAUUCAAGCCUCCAAGUAUUUAUAUGAUCACUCCGAAUGGAAGGUUCAAGCCCAAUACAAGGUUGUGCUUAUCAAUCAGUGACUUUCACCCAGAUUCAUGGAAUCCAGCUUGGAGUGUAUCAACUAUUUUGACAGGAUUAUUGAGUUUUAUGCUGGAAAAGAGUCCUACUUUGGGAAGCAUUGAAACCACUGACCAUGAAAAGAGAUGUCUUGCUGAGCAAAGUCUGAAAUUCAAUCUUGGAGAUAAAAUUUUCAAUGAACUAUUUCCAGAUAUUGCAAUAAAAAUCCAAAAAGAGAUUGAGCUAAGGAAAGCUGCUGUCGAAAUGGCAACAAAAUCUUCACUACCUACUAUUCUUAGCACAGAGAGCGGAAACAACCCUCUACCAUUCCUUGGUGAUCGUCGAGUGGGUCGGGUGGAUUACCCUGGACUACUAGCAAAUGUUGUUGUGAUUGCAGGCUUUACUUUAUUUGCGUUCAUUGUCAAGCAUGUACUAAAGAGUUUGAGCAUAGACUAAAUCCCAAUAUAUAUAUAUCCUCUUUAAUACACGAUGCCGAAAUUCAA
Molecule: messenger RNA, 905 nt
Organism: Daphnia pulex (common water flea)
Lineage: Eukaryota; Metazoa; Arthropoda; Branchiopoda; Diplostraca; Daphniidae
Product: ubiquitin-conjugating enzyme E2 J2-like
Exons: 7
Coding region: 145-858 (237 amino acids)
Source: RefSeq, a predicted model, not a curated record